CAAGGAGAUAGAAGGAAUUAGAUGGGCUAAGAUCUCCUUGAUAUUCAUUUUUAAAUGGUAAGAAGAUUUUAGCUCAUUCAAUCCGCUUUAAUCCCUUUGCUCCAAAAUAAGCACUAGGAGAUCUCAAUUCCACUUCAGCCUAGCCCACAAACCCACACAAUGGCCCAUGAGCGUCAUUCUCGGAGCCUACGGAGUACCAACCACGUCACCGAAACUGUAGACGAGGAGGACAAGGGUCAAGGGAAAGAAAGCCAACCGCCCCAAUCUCGCGUCCCGCCGGCGGCCACCACCACCACCGCCAUGAUCAGCAUCCUCGCGCAGGAGCGCCUCCUCGGGUUCGCCCUGGGCUCCGUCUCUAUGGGAGGUUUCGUCCUCCACCAGCGCCGCGCCAUCUACCGCUCAAUCGCUGAAGCCGAUGGGUCGUCCUACUUCUACCAGCCUGGUGAAAUUGCCGGUCGUAGAAGUUCAACUGAACUGGCUCAUGUAUGGAACAAGGCGGUGGACGAGACUCUUGGGAAACUUGUUGUGUACCUUAGCUCUCGUGGAUGGUGAUCCAAGCACCAUGUCGAACAUGGCAACUGAGGAGGCACGGGUGGAGGAAGACUCUUUUUUGAAGCCACUGAUGUGCUCAUAUUUCUCUGUAUCCGGAUUGAGCAUGUUUUGUUUUAAAAGAAAAGAUGCUCCCAGUGACCGAUUUAUCUCGAACUGAGCUGAUUCUACUGCAUGUUUCCCUUAACUGGUGCAUGUUACUUCGAGGUCAAUGUUCUGGCCCCUGUGAAAGGCAGGAUUCGUCUAACUAUUUUGCAUAUAUCUAUUGAAAAUAAAGCCUUCGUCCAAAAAGAUUGCAAGUA
Zea mays is the source of this 851-nucleotide messenger RNA. RefSeq lists its product as uncharacterized. The record is from RefSeq and is a predicted model, not a curated record. Bases 160 to 552 code for a protein of 130 amino acids. The transcript has 3 exons. Lineage: Eukaryota; Viridiplantae; Streptophyta; Magnoliopsida; Poales; Poaceae.